GCUAAAAAACCACAUGCUGACGUGGUGGUGCGACCACCUAAUAUUUUCUCCUGACUGUCUCUCACCUCUCCCUCACUCGCCCUACCGUCCUCAGAUCAACACCGCCGUUGACGAAGAAGACGACCGGAGAGGAUUUGAUCAACAACAAUCUUGCACAAAAUCUAUGAGCGGCCCGGAGACUUGCUACAGUUGAUCAGGAAGACCACCGGAGACGACUUGAAACGUUCGAUUUCGGUCCUUGACUACGAAACCCAUGGACAACCCAAAGGAUGACAAUCCAAAUGCUACUGCCACUAGUACUAGGACAAUCAUAGAUAGUGAUGCUGCCAAAGUUCUAGGUGAUGGUAAAGAUGCUGAAAAUUUCUCAUCCAGCAAACAGCCGACUUCAUCACAAAAGGAAGACACUUGCUCCAAUGCUAAUAUACCAACAUUCCCAAGUUACCAACCUUCAAGUGGUGACUUUCAGAUGUUCCCUAUUAUGUAUCCUGCAUUUGUUCCAGGGUUAGUCCCUCUGCAGAGCCAGGAACAGAUGAAUCGCGGAGCAGGCAUUUAUGCUGUUCCUGUUCUUCCAUAUAUGGGGCCUCUUGCUGGAAUACCGUCCACCAAUCUUAUUCCUCUUACGUAUAAUAUACCCACCAGAUCAACUCCAGAGGCUGGAGCAGCAGGUGAGGAGCAUAGGCAAGCUGGGCCACAGCAGCAGCAGCAGCAGCAACAGCAACAACCUCAGCCCCAGCCUGCACCUCAGAGACAAGUUGUCGUUAGGAGAUUUCAGAUUGCAUUUCAGCUUGACUUGUUGCUCAUACUAAAGCUGGCAGCUGUAAUUUUUUUGUUCAAUCAAGAUGGAUCAAGACAAAGGCUUGUUCUCCUAGUGUUUUUUGCUUCCCUUGUCUAUCUUUAUCAGACUGGAGCUCUCACGCCAUUAGUAAGAUGGCUUUCAGAAGGCAUGCAGAGGGCAGCCGCACCUCCCCAACAGCAAAGGCAUGCUGUCAGGGCUGAGAAUGCCCCUGCUGCUGCAAGACAGGGGAAUGACAAUGCUGAUGUGGCAGAGGGACUUGCCAGAGCUGAAAACGAGAAUCCACCUCUGCCUGGCGAUGUUGGGAACGGGCGGAUUGAAAAUGAGAACAUAGCAGAACCCGGAGAAGGCAACGGUGCCAACCACUGGUGGGGCAUUGUGAAGGAGAUCCAGAUGAUUGUAUUUGGCUUCAUCACUUCCCUUCUCCCAGGGUUUCACAAUCAUGUAGAUUAAGAUCAUACCUGACCGUUGAACAGGCCUCAAUGGAAACAGCUCUGAUCCUGGAAAGAAAAGCAGCAGUACUCUCUUCUUCUUCUUUCCCGCAUUGAAAUAAAUGUAGGAUACACAAAUAUUCCCAUAGGAACUGUCCUUUACACACUCCCUAUGUAUGGUUGCGGAUGCGUGCGUUGACGAUAACAAUUUGUAGAGUGAGUUUUGUUGAGUCGGGAUAUUAUGUUCUGUGAAUUGAGCCUCAGGUUUUUUUUUUCCCUCCUAUUACCAUAGAUGAUGUGUAGCAUAUUUAUAUUUUGUGCUGCCUCAACUAUUUAUCAUAUUUGGAUUUCAAACGAUCA
Malania oleifera is the source of this 1584-nucleotide messenger RNA. RefSeq lists its product as uncharacterized. NCBI's taxonomy places the organism in Eukaryota, Viridiplantae, Streptophyta, Magnoliopsida, Santalales, Ximeniaceae. The record is from RefSeq and is a predicted model, not a curated record. The coding region runs from base 254 to 1246 and encodes 330 amino acids. The transcript has 6 exons.